GGAUCUCUGGUGUGUGUUCACUGAACUAGCAACGCGCACAUCAAAACAGCUAAUUAUUUUGGUCGCCUGUCAUUUUAGUGAUUAUUUGAUAAGUUUUUACGAUCUUAAUUGCAUUGUCGAUAUUGAGUUCGUCGAGUGGUUGAGGAUUCAGGAAGUUCUAAGGGGUAAUUUGACGUUUAUUGGUGGUUGGAAAUUAUGGCCGCUGAGGAAAAUUUUGAACAGUUUGAGGAUGAAGAGACAGAAUUACCGAUUGGAGGAACUCUACCCAGUGGCAGAAAGCGUCUGUUCUCGAAAGAGCUUCGAUGUAUGAUGUAUGGAUUUGGGGACGAUCAGAAUCCGUACACUGAGAGUGUCGACCUCCUGGAGGAUCUCGUCAUCGAGUACAUCACUGAGAUGACCCACAGAGCUAUGGAGAUCGGCAGAACUGGACGAGUCCAAGUCGAGGACAUAGUUUUCCUCGUCAGAAAAGACUCCAGGAAGUACGCGAGGGUUAAGGACUUGUUAACCAUGAAUGAAGAAUUGAAGAAAGCGAGAAAAGCGUUUGAUGAAGUUAAAUAUGCAGACUCGCAUGGCUCCAGGGCAUGAUGUUAAUGCAACAAAUUAUGAAAAAUUUCAUUAGUAAAUCUAUUAUGUUUAUUCGAUGAGCAUACAAAUUGACAAAAUUAUCACG
Messenger RNA from Fopius arisanus, 670 nucleotides. RefSeq names its product TATA-box binding protein associated factor 13 (gene Taf13). Lineage: Eukaryota; Metazoa; Arthropoda; Insecta; Hymenoptera; Braconidae. Bases 196 to 585 code for a protein of 129 amino acids. The record is from RefSeq and is a predicted model, not a curated record. Gene Ontology annotation, cellular component: transcription factor TFIID complex. The transcript has 4 exons. Gene Ontology annotation, biological process: transcription by RNA polymerase II. Gene Ontology annotation, molecular function: protein heterodimerization activity.